AUUUGCCAAGGUCGACCGCUGGGUUUAGACCACAUGGCUGGUGACCGAGUCCUAGGAAAACCCCCCAGACCUCGUCUAUCUCACUCACCGUCAUCAGCUUCAAACUGCAGUGGUCGCCGUCACCAGUCUAACUAUUUAACUUCUAAAUUGAAUCAAAUUACACAAAAUCAAUGCGGUAUUAAAAUAUCUAAAAAUGACUCUGUAAAUAUCAAAUGUUCUAAACAUCGAGAUAGUGAAGAUUCUUUUUCUGUAACUAGUCAAGAUGACAAUGAUGACGACAACUAUGAUGUUCAAAAGCUGUACGACAUAGGUAACCAAAGACAUACUUACAAUGAUGAUGACGGUGAAGAGUUGGAAGAAGAAAAGGAAGAUAGUAAAGGAUACCUUGCUAAAAAUCAAAUAUCGCAGUGGAUUGACCAAAUAUUAGAACCCAAUAAAAAUUUUAAUAGUUUAUCUGUUAAUUCUGCUAAAUUCAACCAUAAUCAGAAACCAGAAGCAGUUUAUUCUCAUAUAUCAAAUCCAGAAGAUGAUAUUUUAGCACAAUGGCGUUUACGUCGUCGUAUGGAACAAGCAAGAAUGGAAAUUUCCAAAGAAUCUUACCCUCGAUCUAAUGACUUUACACAAUUAACGACAUCAUUUUCAAGUAUAACUAUACCUCAAUAUCCACAAUUCCCUAAUCAGAAUAAAACGUCUUAUAAUCUACCACCAUUAUUUCAAUCAACAUUUGAAUCAAACAAAACUUUUCCAACUAAAAUUCACAUUAAAGAUACAAGUGUUCAAUGUGAUAUUUUGAAAAACUCGUCAACUAAUGAUUCACAAAUUCAAACAAAUCAAAGUGUUCUUAAUGCUUCAUUCAACUGUUUAAAAUCAAUCAAUUUAUUUAAUGAAUCGAAUAUACAUGAUGUUGGGACAACGACAGAUGGGAUUAUUUCUGAAAUAGGUUUAAAAGCAAAACACAAAUCUAUUCGUGUUAUGGUUCGACCACAAUCAAGAAAUGUUAAACUUCAAACACCAGUGAAUAUGAUACCAUCUAAUAUAAAAAAUAGUUCAAACAAUCGUCCCAUGAAUAAAAACUUGUGCAUAUCUGUGGAUAAAAUAUUUCAUCAACAGCACCAACAGACAACAACUAUGACUAUGACCAAUGAUACUACCAUUGCUGAUAACAAUACACUAGUGGAUUAUAAUCCUCGCAUCCCUCAAUUUUUACCAGUUGAUAUCUCUGAAAGCGCUCAAUCAAUUGAAUCUGACAGUUGGAUAUGGCCUGCAACUCCUCCAUCAAUAAAAAGUGAUAAGAAUUCAAAUCACUUAAUAACUAGUACUUGUGAUAGUCAUAUUGGACACGCAAUGGAUUAUCAACAACACCAUACAUCCCACUCGUCUGAAAAAAUAUCAAAUCAAACCUUUACUCACCUACCUGGUCCUACGUCUACUGAAUUUACAUCCAGUAAAUCUACUUUCGAUAAGGAGGUUCAAAUAGGUUUGACAAUUGCGCGUUAUAUGGAGGAAAACUUGAAUAAUGUGGAAGAACCUGAUGAAGGGUUCCCUGAGGAUGAAAUUUUGCACGAUCUACGAAGACGUCGAACCAAUUGUAUUUUGAAGAUGAGAUUGGUUAUGGAGCAAAUUCAUGAACGAGAAGCCCAACUGUUGAACAAUUAAAACAAAUUAUAUUGAAUAAUUCCUUCUAUCUGUACUCAUUUUUGAUACAUAUAUACGCCUUACGUUGUAUAAAAUACUAUUUUAAAUACAUGUUUUGUCCUUAAAUCAUUAUGACAUAGGAUGUUUAUUCUUGAGGAAAUCAAGAAUAUGGUAUGUUGGUAGUUCAAUUCACCUUAAAGCGUGAUCCAGAGCCCGUUGGUAACUUGCAUGAAACAAUGCCCUUUGUACUUAUUCCCAAUUUCGGAUUCGUACUUUGACAACGUACAGUCCAUGUUAGAGAUAUGUAAGACAAGGGAGAUUCGUUAUUGUAGAGGUUUUAUGAACCCCUUUUACGGCAGUGAGAGGGCGUAACUCUCAAUAUGUAGACCAAAUUAGAGACAGCUAUACUUUUAAACUGGAUUUUCGCUACUGGGUCUGUUCCUCAGAAUAUCUGCGCUGCUUGGUAAUAAAUAUUACUUACAACGUACAAGUUUACAUAAUCGGUUUGCGAGACUCUGAUACUACUCGGUUGCUCGAACUGAAGUAGGCAAAACGGGACUAAAAGUUGAGCGGUUGAUCUAUUAAACUACCGUUUCCGUUGUUAUGGUAGCUGUUUUAAAUC
Schistosoma haematobium is the source of this 2257-nucleotide messenger RNA. RefSeq lists its product as uncharacterized. Lineage: Eukaryota; Metazoa; Platyhelminthes; Trematoda; Strigeidida; Schistosomatidae. Bases 34 to 1656 code for a protein of 540 amino acids. The record is from RefSeq and is a predicted model, not a curated record. The transcript is spliced from 10 exons.